CAGAGAUAGAAAAAGAAAAUAUAAAAAUUAAAUUAGGAACGUUGCAGUUCUCUUGUAAUUUUAGUUGCCCUGCUAGUGACAAUACAAUGUCGCCCGACGACGUAAACAAGGCUCUAUGCAUCCGGCAGUUCAUUUUCGUCGGUCGAUCAUUAUGUUUGUGUAUGCUGCUACGUACUACUACUAUCAAUUUCUGAGCUGCUACGUCCCUUAUGUCAACAUUCGUCGAUUAUAUAGAUGGACAUAAACAUUAAACAGACACGAGUGUGGGGAUCAUAAUACUUUGGAUUUCAAAGGGCUCGUAAUUACCGCUGAAACGAGCAUUUCAGUGUGCAUUCCACGAAUUGCUUCCCAAUUUUUUUGAUCAGAAACCGAUCCCGCUGCCUGCUGAAGAAAGUAAGAAGGAAGUAUGGCUCAAACUAAGCCCCAAACGUACACGAGCUCCACCCAUCAAUGCACGUGACCACCGUAACCCAGUGCGGUUUUCUGAUGAAUAUAUGCAGCUCAUGCCCAUUUUGAAACCUCCAGCAUUCAUUUUCUAGUGGCAUCCUACGUUUGUAUUUAAUAAACCUGCGGGUUUUCGGGUCGUAAUUUUCUUUCCCUCUCUUCCCACCAAACACGUGUGCGUUGAGCUUUUGCAUUGUGAGUUUGAACUAAUCAUAAUCAAUUGGAAAAGGACUUGGCCUUGCCUGGAAUUUCAAAGCCACACGCGCAUGAUUGGCAGUUUCUAGUGGCGGAGGAUUUACUUCCGUUUCGUCUGGGUAAAGUCGAAACUUUUGUCGCCAGGUUUUAUCUCGGCAAAUCAAGGGUUUUUCCCCCACCAGACACCCAAGUUGAUCCUUCACGACUUUUCAUGCAUAGGAGCGAGGGACCGUUGAUGGUCGCUGUCCUCCAAUCAGAAAUAUUCAAGGCGGGGCCCAUUUGCUUGGCCCGGCCAAAAGGGCACUUUGGUAGUUUUCUCAGCCCCAUGCAAGAAAAUAACAAGUGCAUCGUUCUUCUCGUGUGUAGAUGAAGCGCCAGGAGCGUUAUUCCGUUGCCGUGCCACUCUCACUUCACGUUCAUCACCACCCAACCCACUCUUCACCCCUCUUCUCUCUCUAAAAUUUAUCUCUAUAAAACGCGCGCACCCGCUCCGCCAUCCGAUCAUGGUUUAAUGCAAGAUCUACCAGUGCUUUCUUGCUAGCCAGCUGGUCGACAUAGGGAGAUUAUGGGAUCAGAUGACGGAACCCCGCCGAAGCUCUCCUUGUUGAUUUCCCGGCCAGACAAGCCUCCGGAAAUGCCGACUCCUCCUCUGCACGCGGCUGCCUCCGUUCCGUUUCAAUGGGAAGAAGCACCGGGGAAGCCCAGGCACCGCCCCGCCGAAUCCAAGCCCAAGAUCGCCAGAACCUUGAACCUGCCUCCCAGGCUGCUGUCCUCAGAGGCCAAGGUGUCGAGCGCGCCGUCGCCAACCACCGUGUUGGAUGGUCCUUUCAUGGGUCGAACCAUGUCCUUGACAUCUUCUAGGAACGCGAGUAAGGAUUAUUGGAGCGGCAAUUUUGGGUCGAGCAGGUGGAGAAGUUUCAAGAGGAACAGAGAGAAGGAGGAGGAGAAGGAGGUUGGGGGAGGCAGUUUUGACUUUCCAAACCGUGCUGCAGAUGGCCGCACCGCCAAAGGAAGGAUAUCAAGGGCUGGGAUUAGGAGAAGAGGGAGCUUUUUGGGGAACACGUAUAGGUCAAAUCUCUGGGCGAGCAUUUGUGAUAGCUUGAAGCAAGUGGUCCCGUGGAGACGCAAGCAGGAGGGGCAGACAAAGUAGGAGCCUCCUAAUUAGAAUCCUUCCCCACCCUCUCACUUGUACAGGACAAGCCAGUAUUUUAUUGUAAGUUAACGACAUUAUAUUCACCUAUUGCAAAUAUUGUAAUUCCAAAGUGCCAGAGACUUGGUCGUUUCUCCGAUGGGCCACUACAGAGAGACUUGGGAGUAGCUAGCUAGGGCGAAUCCUUGCCCGAGUUAUAUGGGAAAAGCAGAAGCAUGUGGUGCGUAUGGCUUAAACAAAAGCAUUGUAUUAAAUGCAAGUCGCGAUAACUGGGAUCGUGCUUGCCUUCACUUCGCCGGUGUUAUUAACGUGUGCUAGAGUAGUUUAAUUUGUUGACUAUGACAGAUCUGCUACUCACUUGUCAACGUGGAAUUGACUAUUUGUCCGAUCUGCAUUCAAAGUUUUAAAUUUUAAUACCCAUCUGGGUCGCCACUGAAUCAUCAUGAACAUCCACUUGUUUCGCUGUU
Molecule: messenger RNA, 2256 nt
Organism: Neltuma alba
Lineage: Eukaryota; Viridiplantae; Streptophyta; Magnoliopsida; Fabales; Fabaceae
Exons: 2
Coding region: 1205-1789 (194 amino acids)
Source: RefSeq, a predicted model, not a curated record